AUGACUCAAGCUACUUCUGGAUACUCAGUGGGCAUCGAUCUUGGCACGACUUAUUCGUGUGUAGGUGUAUGGCAGAAUGACCGCGUCGAGAUCAUUGCUAACGACCAAGGCAACCGCACUACUCCAUCGUAUGUUGCAUUCACAGACUCAGAGCGCCUUAUUGGUGACGCCGCCAAGAAUCAGGUUGCAAUGAAUUCGUCCAACACGGUGUUUGACGCCAAACGCCUUAUUGGUCGCAAAUAUUCAGACCCCGUCGUAAAGGCCGAUAUCAAGCACUGGCCAUUCAAGGUGACAGCUGGUCCUGGUGAUAAGCCUCAGAUUACAGUUCAAUUCAAGGGCGAGACAAAGACAUUUCAGCCCGAGGAGAUUUCAUCUAUGGUGCUGAUUAAAAUGCGUGAGGUGGCUGAGGCUUACAUUGGCAAAGAGGUGAAAAAUGCCGUCAUUACGGUUCCAGCUUACUUUAAUGACUCGCAACGUCAAGCAACAAAGGAUGCCGGUGCGAUUGCUGGCCUCAACGUGCUGCGUAUAAUUAACGAGCCGACAGCUGCUGCGAUUGCGUACGGUCUGGAUAAGAAGGGCGGUGAACGCAACGUGUUGAUCUUUGACCUCGGUGGUGGAACCUUUGAUGUGUCGCUGUUGAGCAUCGAGGAAGGUAUCUUCGAGGUCAAAGCCACGGCGGGUGAUACGCAUUUGGGCGGCGAGGACUUUGACAACCGUCUUGUCGAUCAUUUCGUCCAAGAAUUUAAACGGAAGCAUCGCAAGGACCUGUCACAGAAUCAACGUGCUCUCCGUCGUCUGCGUACAGCGUGUGAGCGUGCUAAGCGUACGUUGUCUUCGUCAGCUCAAGCAUACAUCGAAAUUGAUUCGCUUUUCGACGGUAUCGACUUCAACUCGACCAUUACUCGUGCUCGUUUUGAAGACAUGUGUGGAGACUAUUUCCGCAAAACGAUGGAGCCUGUGGAGAAAGUGCUGCGUGACGCGAAGCUUUCUAAAAGUCAGGUACACGAAGUGGUGCUUGUGGGUGGGUCGACUCGUAUUCCCAAGGUGCAGCAACUGUUGUCCGACUUCUUUAACGGCAAAGAGCCAAACAAGUCGAUCAACCCCGACGAGGCUGUUGCCUAUGGUGCUACAAUCUUCUUCUGCUCGACGUGA
Molecule: messenger RNA, 1152 nt
Organism: Plasmopara halstedii
Lineage: Eukaryota; Oomycota; Peronosporomycetes; Peronosporales; Peronosporaceae
Product: hsp70-like protein
Exons: 2
Coding region: 1-1152 (383 amino acids)
Biological process (GO): cellular response to unfolded protein; protein refolding
Cellular component (GO): cytoplasm
Molecular function (GO): heat shock protein binding; ATP hydrolysis activity; misfolded protein binding
Source: RefSeq, a predicted model, not a curated record